Messenger RNA from Procambarus clarkii (red swamp crayfish), 1170 nucleotides. NCBI's taxonomy places the organism in Eukaryota, Metazoa, Arthropoda, Malacostraca, Decapoda, Cambaridae. The record is from RefSeq and is a predicted model, not a curated record.
AUGCUUGAGACACAGAAGCUUGAGACACAGAGGCUUGAGACACAGAAGCUUGAGACACAGAAGCUUAAGAAAAAAAUGCUUGUGACACAGAAGCUUGAGACACAGAGGCUUGAGACACAGAAGCUUGAGACACAGAAGCUUAAGACACAGAAGCUUAAGACACAGAAGCUUGAGACACAGAAGCUUGAGACACAGAAGCUUGAGACAAAGAAGCUUGAGACAAAGAAGCUUGAGACACAGAAGCUUGAGACACAGAAAAGCUUGAAACACAAGCUUAAGACACAGAAGCUUGAGACACAGAAGCUUGAGACAAAGAAGCUUGAGACACAGAAGCUUGAGACACAGAAGCUUAAGACACAGAAGCUUGAGACACAGAAGCUUGAGACACAGAAGCUUGAGACACAGAAGCUUGAGACAAAGAAGCUUGAGACACAGAAGCUUGAGACACAGAAGCUUGAGACACAGAAGCUUGAGACACAGAAACUUGAGGCACAGAAGCCUGAGACACACAAGCUUAAGACACACAAGCUUAAGACACACAAGCUUGAGACAAAGAAGCUUGAGACACAGAAGCUUGAGACACAGAAGCUUGAGACACAGAAGCUUGAGACACAGAAGCUUGAGACACAGAAACUUGAGACACAGAAGCUUGAGACAAAGAAGCUUGAGACACAGAAGCUUGUGACACAGAAGCUUGAAACACAGAAGCUUGAGACACAGAAGCUUGAGACCCAGAAGAUUGAGACACAGAAGCUUGAGACACAGAAGCUUGAGACACAGAAGCUUGAGACACAGAAGCUUAAGACACAGAAGCUUGAGACACAGAAGCUUGAGAUACAGAGGCUUGAGAUACAGAAACUUAAGACACAGAAGCUUAAGACACAGAAGAUUAAGACACAGAAGCUUGAGAUACAGAAGCUUGAGACACAGAAGCUUGAGACACAGAAGCUUAAGACAAAGAAGCUUGAGACACAGAAGCUUAAGACACAGAAGCUUAAGACAAAGAAGCUUGAGACACAGAAGCUUAAGACAAAGAAGCUUGAGACACAGAAGCUCAAGACACAGAAGCUUAAGACAAAGAAGCUUGAGACACAGAAGCUAGGAAUUCGUACCAGGAGAAAGCUUAAUGACGACAGUGAUUUAUUAGAGAAGCUGGUCCUUCUUAAUUAA